Molecule: messenger RNA, 2553 nt
Organism: Pedinophyceae sp. YPF-701
Lineage: Eukaryota; Viridiplantae; Chlorophyta; Pedinophyceae
Source: the annotation of a GenBank genome assembly
AUGGCGAAUGCUCUUCAGGUGAUUGGUGAUUUCUCGGAAUCGCACGCCGCGGAGGACGCGGGAGUCCUCGCGUUCACCAUCGUGGCGGGAAACAUCAACGAGUACGCGUCCUCGCUGUCGGGCGUCAUCAAGGCCGUGUUCGACGUCGUCGUGAGCUCGAAUCGCCUGAAGGCCGCUCUCAGGGCGCCCGAACGCUUCAGUCUCGACGCGUCGUUCCUACAGUCGCUGAAAAGCUUUUCGCGCUAUUGCGCCUCCGAGGACACCUCGAGCCCCGCGAGCGUCAACAUCGUGGCCCUGCUCCUCGACCGCCUGGUUGCCCCGCCCCAGGGAACACACCUCGGCGACACGAUCGAACUUCAGAUCGAGGGCGUGGAUCUGCUCAUGGAGUGCCUGGAGCCGACGAUGGGGGUCAUGCGAACCCGCGUCGCCUCCAUCCUGUCGAACAAAACGCAUUCGCCGCACAAGCAUCCCCCCGCCGGGCUCGCACGCGGCCCCAACAGGGUCGUGUGCGAGGAUCUGUUCUCCUGGGCCCAGGCCUGGAACGCCCUGAGAAUGAUCUACGGCGCAGCGACCAGCCUGCUCCUGACGACGAACGUCGUCACUGCGUACGACGUCGCCCGCGCGCGCUCACGCGCUCAGCCCACCGUCCCGCGCAGCAAGUCGCCCCUCGCGACGAAGCUCGUCGCCGUGCUUCUCGACAACGUCAUCCUCUCCACGCUCCUCGGCGCUGAGCGCACCGCGACGGACACUGCGCGGACCAGCACCGUCGAAUGGGAGGCCGUCAUCGUCUCGACCGUCGACCACGCCAACGCAGCGGCCGCGUGCGCCCUGGCCCGCUGCCUCACCAUCGGCCCCGGCACCGCCGCCCGCUCCGUUCCGGACCCUCUCCUUCACCGCGCCAUUCAGUGCCUUUCUGCGCGCGCCGCCGUGGUGCAGGCCGCGAUCCCAACGGUCCCGCGCGCGGCCUGGGACGAGACGGCCGUCGAGCUUGUCAUGGAGGAGCAGGCCUGCCUGGUUCACCUCAGAAAGCUGCUGGAGAGCGCACCGUGUGCUGUCGGCAUUGCGUUUCCCCGCAGCGGGCCGCCGUCGGGCCUCGAGGCGCCGAUCAUGGCCGUAUCGUCCGCGACGCUGCAGGCGUCGGUCCGCGGGGUGCCACGCCGGCCGCCGGCGAUCGCUGCGGCCGCAGCGCUGGCCGCGAUCGCGGCUCAUGCCGCCGGGGACGGCUGCGUCGGCGCGGAACGCGCGGGACUCGACGGCACCGCGCCGCUGUUCUGGAGCGAGGUUCUGUGCGCGGCUGUGGCGAGCGCGGUCGAUCCGAUGCCGGGCCUGGAGCCUCUCGAGAUGGCACACAUCCUGCCGCUGCCCGCCGUGCUGCACGUGUUCGCGGAGAUGGCGCGGCGCACGGUGGAGGAGAUCGCGGCCAGCGAGGUCGAGGCGAGGGCGAGGAUGCUCCGCAGCCUGCAGGAGAGGCUGCCGGCGUACAGGCAGCCUGGGCACGUGGGGUACAACAGGUGGGCAACUCCGUACCACGCCCGUCCUUGGUCGGUGUUCGGCAACCGCGGCGUCUUCCAGUACGGCAUGUUCUCGCGGUACCUGCGCUCGCGCGGGUCCGAGAUCCAAGUCACGACGGCCUACGACUCUGCGCGUUCCGUCCAGCCCGCGGUGCGCGCGCCAGUGGCGCCACUCCGGUUCCAGCAGCCGGCCUGCGCGCCCGCUGAGAUCCUCGUGCGCGUCUGCGACGAGAACCUCCGCGCCGUGAUCCCCAAGCCUCGCCCGUGGGACGCCGCGCGGAACCUGUGGCAAGCCUACCGCCACCUCAGCAGCGGCAAGCUGGCAGAGGCGCUCCGCCGGACCGACCCGAGCGGGACGUCGGACAUCGGGACCCGGCUGGCCUCCGCGUGGCUCGCCUUCGACACGCAAAUGCGCAAGCUCUUCGAGGAGGAUGCAAACACCCCCCUGGGACCCCCCCGGGGGUCUCCGCGCGGGUCCUGGCACCUCGUGCGGUCCGCGCCCGCGCUCGGGCGGCCCAGGCGCGCCGAGCCCAUCACGCCGCCGCAGCGCCAGUUCUGGAGCGGCGGCGACCGGCGCCACGCCGCCAAGUCCGCGCGUCUCGACUUCGCUGCUGCCGUCGCCGCCGACUGCACCUGGUCGCCCGUGGCCGGGGCGCUCGACGCGACCGACGCGAGCGGGAGCGCGGUGACCGCGAACGACGUCCCUGCCACGCCGGCGUCCGAAGUGCUGCCCGCGUCGCCGUCGCUGGCGCCGCCUUUCAUGACCGACCUGUCAGACACCGAGAAGGGGGUGUGCUUCCUGUCGCCGGAGCGCAGCCCGUCGGCGUACCGCACGCCACCGGCGACGCCGCCCGCGGCCACGCGUCAGGGCUUGGAGUCCCCCGAGUACUUGCAGCUGACAGCGCUGGGCUGUGUCAGCCCGGAGAGCCUCGGGUCCCCCCCGGGGACGUGGGCCGCGGCGGCUGAGACCGCGGACCGCGACAGCGGCCCCGCGAAUGCGAAGCGCGGGAUCAAGGGCCGCAAGAAUGGGGGCUGGCGGUGA